This is a messenger RNA of Neurospora hispaniola, 2417 nucleotides long. RefSeq lists its product as uncharacterized. NCBI's taxonomy places the organism in Eukaryota, Fungi, Ascomycota, Sordariomycetes, Sordariales, Sordariaceae. Gene Ontology annotation, molecular function: metal ion binding. Gene Ontology annotation, biological process: box C/D snoRNP assembly. The record is from RefSeq and is a predicted model, not a curated record. The transcript is spliced from 2 exons. Bases 369 to 2294 code for a protein of 641 amino acids. Gene Ontology annotation, cellular component: nucleus.
GACUCGAACGGCCUCAAAUCCAUCACGUGUUGCCUAGCUUGCAGCCUUGGAAUUCAAGAAGCCCACAUCAACCAUUACAAGCCCAGGGUGCUAAACGACACCCCUACCGAUUGACCAUCGACACGGCGUCUGAACUGUCUUGAGGCCAUACCUGCCAUCCCUCCUUCCUCCUGCUUGAUUCAAAUUCUUCCGAGUACACUCAAAACGCCCAAUUUGCAGGGACGUGACGGCAGCUCAAUACUAGCUGAGCAGCAAAUACCCUGUUGCGCAGGGAAAAAUCACAAGUGUCACACACCAGCUGGCAAGAUCAAGAUUCAUCUAUAUCCAUUUUUCCUCCGGGCCAUAGCUCGAAAGUGAACACAUAGACCAUGGCUUACAACUACGGACCGCCUCCCCCGCCUCCGGGACCGGCACCGCCCAACAACCCGCCUGCUGGCUACCCCGCCACCUAUGGCCAGUCGCCUUAUCAACAGCAGCAGCCCCAGCCGGCUGCUCCCCAGCGCGGCACUUAUGCUGGACGAGGCCGUGGUGGCUCAGAUCGUGGCGGUUACCACUCUUCUCAUUCUUACGGAUAUGGCCAGCAACCUUCUGCAUACGGACAGCAGGCGCCCCCGGCGAGCCCGUAUCCUUCACAUCAGCCCCAGCCCCAGCCGGGUGCCUACCCUCCGCCACAACAGCAGUGGCAUUCAGAGCAGCAUGGCCAGCAUACCCCGCAACAGCCUCCUGCCCCUCCCCCUCCUCAAGGUUACGCGCCCAGCUACGGCACACAGUCCCAUUACCCCCAGGCUCAGCAGCCAUACGGCCAGCCCGCAUACUCACCCGCGCCACAAACUCCUUACGGCCCGGCGUAUGCUCCCCCCGCACCGCAGGCUAGUCCGCCUCCCCAGCCGUGGGGCAGUCACCAUCAGUCGCACCCCCAGACCCCUUACAACACCAGCAGCCGAGGUGGAAGAGGCUCCCAUAGUGAUCGUUCUGGACCCAAGGGCCAGAUGAUGGGACCUCCUAUCAGAAUGGGAUUUGAUGGCGCACCUGCGCAACCCCCCGCUCCGGCUCCGUAUCCGCCGCAGCCAUAUGGUGCACCUCACGGGGCGCCUUAUGCUCCUGCGCCAUACCAGCCCUAUCCGCCUCCUACUACUUACAUACCGCCAGCACAUCCCGUCUAUGAUGGUGCUCCCGCCGCAGGCGCGCCCCGCCAUGGACGUGGUAGUCACAACAACGGCCAUCCUCGCCAUCGUCCUCAGUUUGGUGGUGACAAGGUCCGCGGCCGAAAUGGUCAUGCUGGCGGCCACAACAGCCGCGGUGGGAAGGCUUUUAGUCCCCCCGCUCACCAUCAGAAGCACGACCACUCUGGUGGAAAGAAGAAAAAGCGCAAGACCAACACUCUAGGUCUUACUCCGGGCGAUGAGUCCGACGAGGACGAUGAGAAUGAAGAGGAACGUCUCAAUGAGAUGAUUGGUGCUGAUGCUCCCAAUCCGAUCACCAACGAGGAGCUUGCUGCUUGGAUCGCCGAGCGCCGGGCCAACUUUCCAUCAAAGGCCAAAAUUGAAGCCAAGAAAGCUGCUGUCAAGGCACAGACUGCUGAGGCAAAGGCCGCCGACGAGAAGGCCUCUCUUCUUAUGAGGCAAGAACAAAAGGCGGAGAAGCUCCGCAAACAGUUAGAAAAAGUCGAGUCCAGCAUCAAGCGGAAGCGCGAACAGCAGGACGAAGGCGACGAGAUGCGCCAGUCAGAACCCUCAUCUCCCUCAACCAUCUCAAAGUCUGACGACGAGAAGCCAGAAGUCUUGUCUACUCGUCCGGAAGAGAACGCUGUCCCCCCUGUGGCCAGGAAGGCUGAUCAGUCGAAGCACUGCAAGUAUUAUUCGACUGGAGGAAACUGCGGUAAGCGGGGCAAGUGCCGUUUCGUCCAUGAUCCGAAUGAGCGUGAGAAGGCCCUGAGAGAGCGCGAACUAAACGGAGGAAAGAUGACCCUCCAGCAGCGUUUGCUCCUGAACGACAAGGAGCAGGAAGAUUUGUCAAUUAUCCAGGCCUUGAAAUACCUUCAAGACAAGGGUGCGUAUAAAAGAAAGAGCGCAUCGGAUCAAUCAAGUGGCGGUGCGACGUCAAACACCCAGCCUCAGCCUACAGGGCCUGCAUCGCUCCCGCCGAACCCAUUAUUGAAGAGGGAAGCGGGAAGUGGUCUCCCAAGCAUUCCUCCCCAACCUGAAGCCCCCAACGCAAACGCGUCGGCGUCCAAGUAUCCGGGAUGGAAUUUGAGCGGCUUCGGCAAUACGGGCGUGCGACCUAACGACAAAUAGGUUCCUCUUGUCAUUCGUCGGAACCAAGCGAGUCCGAAAAAGAACCGCCCGAGUGUCUUUCGAGAAAAGCGAAAAAAGGAAUCAGUCUUUCAUUUCAUCUUUUACUAAACAACAUCACGUCCU